Molecule: messenger RNA, 2086 nt
Organism: Xiphophorus couchianus (Monterrey platyfish)
Lineage: Eukaryota; Metazoa; Chordata; Actinopteri; Cyprinodontiformes; Poeciliidae
Gene: tas2r202
Product: taste receptor, type 2, member 202
Exons: 1
Coding region: 1019-1996 (325 amino acids)
Biological process (GO): G protein-coupled receptor signaling pathway; sensory perception of taste
Cellular component (GO): membrane
Molecular function (GO): bitter taste receptor activity; G protein-coupled receptor activity
Source: RefSeq, a predicted model, not a curated record
AGACAUCCUUGGACGGGGUUUAUCGUCUCUCAUCAUUGCAAGUUAAAAAAAAAAAAAUCCUCCAAAGAGAUAAAAUUGCGUUCCAUUUAAAGAGCUCAGACUUGUUGAGAGUCUGUCCACAAACCUCACCUCCUCCACCGCGCGGCGCACAGUGAUAAGGCGCCUGCAUAUGGACGCCUCCCAAAGGUAAUUUUGUGAUUAUUCGCUUCCCUUAUCAGGUAAACAGGUGUGCAGCUGGUCUGCGGUUUGUAAAUGUGCGGCGCCGCUGCAGGAACAACCAUUUGCAUGUGGCAGACGGCGGUCUGUGGGCCGACUGGGCCGUCACGCAGCGCUGAUGGACGUACAGUAAAGUAGCCGGACGCUCACAACAAGGAAAAAAUCCUGCCCGGCCAGAGUCCAUGCAAAUUGAGCCUCACCACUUACCUGAGGUCGGAAAGGAUGCAAAUUAGAUGCUUUGAUAUAAAUCCUUGCGAGGGAAUUUCUGACUCAAAGGGCUUCACCUUUGACAGGAGAAUGCUUCACUUGCAGAUAAAACUACUAAUUUAAAAACUUUUAGAGUUAAAAGAAGUGGGAAACAAUUCAUCUGGAGCUUCAUUUCAGGUAAUAAAUAAAUAAAUUAGCAAACAUCCAUUGCCUUAUUGAAGCUCGAUUUGCAUGUUACUGUCUAAAUUUCAGAUUAAACCGUAAUGGAAGAGUUUAUCUAAACCUAUUUGGGUUUGUUUUCUGUAUUUCAAAAGCCAAAUAUGUUUUGUCCCGAGGCGCCCUCUCUGACAGUGACUGUGACCAAUUUUAUUCUGUCACACCAGUGAUGAAUCGUCUGGUUUGAAGUGUGUGAACCUAAUCACUAUUUUUUUUUUUUUGCCUCCUUGUCAUCUCUCUGAACGCAGCGAAAUCGAGCCGCCGCAGAGUUUUCCCCCACCCAAACCCAAACAAAGACGCCUGACGCGGCGUUAUUGAAUUACUCUCAGGAGUUUACGGCUCCGAUGCGUUCUGUGCCGAGAUUCCCGACCCGUUCGGAAUGAGCAAAUUGGCCCUGUGGGUGCUGACGGGCCUGACGGCUGUCACCACCGUCUUCUUUAACGUCUACAUCUUUCUGAUGACUCUGUGGAACCAGACGGGGAAGAAGGACAGGAGUCCCAGCGAAACCAUCAUCAUGGCUCUGGCGGCGGCCGACGUCGCCUACCAGCUGAUGUGCUACGCCUGGAUGACCAUGGACCAGGUGGACAGCGACUGCCAAAUGGUGGGGAUCUUCUACACCAUCCUGCUGGUGCUCAUCUCCAGCUUCAAGUUCACCAUCAUCUGGGACACGAGCUUCCUCACGUUCUACUACAGCACCAAGCUGGUCAGCACGCCCAACCACUGCUACACCCAGAUCCAAGCCGCCAUCCUCAAGCACGCCACCCUGGCGGUUUUCGUCAUCCCGCUGCUCGGCCUCGCCACCUGCACGCCGAUCCUGGUGGUGUUCCAAUUGGACAACCGCACCCAAUGGGAAACCAACGACAUGGACUGCGGGAUUCUGCUGCCGGAGUCUACCGUCGGACGGGCCUACGACGUGAUCUUCCUGCUGCUGUCGGACGUGCUGCCCGGGAUGGUCAUGCUGAAGUGCUGCAUCUCGAUCUCCGUCCACCUGGCCGUCCACCUGCGCCACAUGAAGGCCAGCACCAACGGCGCCCACCCGCCGAAGCUCGGCUCGGAGAUGAGAGUGGUCCAGAUGUCCUUGGCCCUGGCGGGGAACUUCCUGAUCUUCCUCGCCGUCGACCUGUACGUCAACUACGAGGUCGUGGUGAAACACGAGAACUCUCUGGCCAUCGCGCUCUUCAUCACGUCCGUCUACGCGACCGUCACGGCCAUGCUCCUCAUCUACGGCAAGAAGACUCUGUGGAAGACGAUGAUACGCGACAUCAACACCUGCCUGGACGCAUAUCCAUGUUUGUCCUGCCUGAAGCUGCCCGAGCAAAAGGCUCCACCCGGCAGUCCUCCGAAGGUUAAAAAAUGAGAAUGCAGACGUUAUGCCACCUUUCUUGUACUUCUGUCACGUUACAAAGUAACAAAUAACUACAAUUAUAGACAGACAAGUAAAUUUGCA